This is a messenger RNA of Bactrocera dorsalis (oriental fruit fly), 1044 nucleotides long. RefSeq lists its product as uncharacterized. NCBI's taxonomy places the organism in Eukaryota, Metazoa, Arthropoda, Insecta, Diptera, Tephritidae. The record is from RefSeq and is a predicted model, not a curated record. Bases 1 to 1044 code for a protein of 347 amino acids. The transcript has a single exon.
AUGACCCCAGACAAGUUGCUCACACAAUUUUGGGAAGUUGAAGAAGUUCCAAGGAAGCCUCUACCUUCAACUUCGGAUAUAGUUUGUGAGCAAAUUUAUAAAAAUACGACCCACAGAAACUCAGAUGGGCGCUAUGUGGUAACAUUACCCUUUAAAACUCCAGAAAACAUAGAAUUGGGCAACUCAAGACACAUAGCUCUAGCUCAAUUUCUUAGAAAUGAAAAGUCAUUGUCGAGAAAACCCGAAAUAAAAGCGGAAUACGACAAGGCCAUCAACGAGUAUUUGGAACUCGGUCAUAUGACCAAAGUUGAAUACGACCCUGCGGAUAAUACGAAAACGUAUUAUCUGCCACAUCACGCAGUCAUUAAACCGGAUCGCAUAACGACUCAACUGCGAGUGGUAUUCAACGCUUCAUGCCCCACCUCGAACAGGAACAGCCUCAACGAUGUACUACAUACUGGACCCACUCUACAAGCAGACCUCGUAAUCCUAGUUGUAAAAUGGCGAAUGUUUCAAAUCGUAUUCAACGCAGAUAUCCAAAAAAUGUAUCGUCAAAUACUCGUUGAAAGCAGACACACUCCGUUUCAAAGAAUCUUAUUUAGGAAAUCCUCUAACGACCCUAUAGAAGACUUUGAAUUACAAACUGUUACGUUUGGUAUUAACUGUGCUCCAUUUCUAGCUAUCCGUACCCUCCUUAAAUUAGCGGAUGAUGUACAAGGAACCCACCCACUGGCAGCAGAGAUACUUCGAAACGGAAUGUAUGUUGAUGAUGUACUUGCAGGAGCACAUGACGUACCAACAGCGAUAUUGGCACGAGAUGAACUCACUUCAUCCUUGAAGUCCGCAGGAUUUGCUCUACGCAAAUGGACCUCAAAUGACCCAAAAGUUUUAUCUGGAAUCCCACAGGAACAUCUAUUGGAUACCAACUCACUCAGUUUACCGGAAUCCAAUAACACAAAAACACUAGGAAUCAGAUGGAAUGCAAAAAAAGAUGCGUUCUUUUUUCUCAUCAACCCUAUUCAGGAUAAAACGGCGUAUACUUAA